Molecule: messenger RNA, 3183 nt
Organism: Phalaenopsis equestris
Lineage: Eukaryota; Viridiplantae; Streptophyta; Magnoliopsida; Asparagales; Orchidaceae
Product: putative aconitate hydratase, cytoplasmic
Exons: 21
Coding region: 275-2974 (899 amino acids)
Biological process (GO): tricarboxylic acid cycle; citrate metabolic process
Cellular component (GO): cytosol; mitochondrion
Molecular function (GO): 4 iron, 4 sulfur cluster binding; aconitate hydratase activity
Source: RefSeq, a predicted model, not a curated record
UCGCGGCCGUAUAAGCCCGAGCUUGGCACGCGCCCAGAGAUGUAAUCAUCUAGUAUCCUCUUACCGCCGAUGCUUCCUUCUCCGUUUUCCUCCUCGGACAAAAAAAUCCCAACCAGAUUCAGAAUACCACUCCAGCUGCUGUUGUAGGGUGUUCUCCUUCUUUUAACCCGUCGGUAGAUUCCUGCGAUCGCCGCCUUCUUACAGGAGUUGGCUGAUAUUCUUAUUUGACUGGAUUGGGAUCUAUCUCGCUUUGAUCAGUUCGAUCGCCCCUGCGAUGGCUUCCAUAAAUCCUUUCGAGAGCAUCUUGGUCGGCCUUCCAAAACCAGAAGGUGGAGAGUACGGGAAAUACUUCAGCUUACCUGCUCUCAAGGAUUCAAGGACUGAUAAACUGCCAUAUUCCAUCAAGAUUCUCUUGGAGUCUGCAAUUCGUAAUUGUGAUAACUUCCAAGUUAGCAAGAAUGAUGUUGAUAAAAUUAUAGAUUGGCAAAAUACUUCUCCAAAGCAAGUUGAGAUCCCGUUUAAACCUGCACGUGUCCUUCUACAGGAUUUUACUGGUGUCCCUGCUGUUGUUGAUCUUGCAUGCAUGCGUGAUGCUAUGAACAGGCUGGGUGGUGAUUCAAAUAAGAUAAACCCACUAGUACCAGUAGAUCUCGUUAUUGACCACUCCGUACAAGUAGAUCUUGCGAGAUCAGAAAAUGCUGUGCAAACAAAUAUGGAACUUGAGUUUCGAAGAAACAAUGAGCGUUUUGCUUUUCUUAAAUGGGGCUCUAAUGCGUUCCAUAAUAUGCUAGUUGUACCUCCUGGCUCUGGUAUUGUUCAUCAGGUCAACCUGGAGUACCUUGGUCGAGUCGUUUUUAAUAAUGGUGGCAUCCUCUAUCCAGACAGUGUUGUUGGAACUGACUCACAUACCACCAUGAUUGAUGGUUUAGGUGUUGCUGGUUGGGGUGUUGGUGGCAUUGAAGCAGAGGCUGCAAUGCUUGGUCAGCCAAUGAGCAUGGUUUUGCCCGGAGUUGUUGGGUUUAAGUUAUCAGGGAAAUUAUGCAAUGGUGUAACUGCGACUGACUUGGUGUUAACAGUGACUCAAAUGUUACGGAAGCAUGGGGUUGUUGGCAAGUUUGUUGAAUUCUAUGGUGAGGGUGUCGGUGAAUUAUCACUGGCUGACAGGGCAACCAUUGCUAACAUGUCUCCUGAGUAUGGUGCAACCAUGGGCUUCUUUCCAGUGGAUCACGUCACUUUGCAAUAUCUGAAGUUGACUGGAAGAAGUCAUGAAACUGUGUCACUGAUAGAAGCCUUUUUACGGGCAAACAAGAUGUUUGUUGACUACAAUGAGCCUCCCGUUGAAACUGUGUACUCAUCUUAUCUAGAGCUGGACCUUUCCAGUGUUGAGCCUUGCAUUUCUGGUCCAAAGAGGCCUCAUGAUAGAGUUCCUUUGAAAGAAAUGAAGGCAGACUGGCAUUCUUGUUUAGAUAGUAAAGUUGGUUUUAAGGGUUUUGCGGUACAAAAGGAAUCCCAGGACAAGGUUGUAAAAUUUGAUUUCCAUGGGCAGCCUGCAGAACUCAAGCAUGGCAGUGUUGUUAUUGCAGCCAUAACUAGUUGCACCAACACAUCAAAUCCUAAUGUAAUGCUUGGCGCUGGACUUGUAGCAAAGAAGGCUUGUGAAUUAGGCUUGGAGGUUAAGCCAUGGAUCAAAACGAGCCUUGCCCCUGGAUCUGGUGUUGUUACCAAGUAUUUACUUAAAAGUGGUCUCCAGCAGUAUUUGAAUCAGCAAGGAUUCCAUAUUGUUGGAUAUGGCUGUACUACAUGUAUUGGAAACUCUGGGGACCUUGACGAGUCUAUUGCUACUGCGAUCUCUGAAAAUGAUAUUGUUGCUGCUGCUGUACUUUCUGGGAACCGGAAUUUUGAGGGAAGAGUGCAUCCAUUAACUCGAGCUAAUUACCUAGCCUCACCUCCACUUGUGGUAGCAUAUGCUCUUGCUGGCACGGUUGACAUUGAUUUUGAGAAGGAGCCAAUUGGUAUUGGAAAAGAUGGACGGAGCGUAUAUUUUAAGGAUAUAUGGCCAUCUACUGAAGAAGUUGCAGAGGUUGUUCAAAGUAGUGUGCUGUCUGAUAUGUUCAAGAGCACAUACGAAGCAAUUACGAAAGGAAAUCCUAUGUGGAACAAGCUCUCCGUGCCAGCCUCAACUCUUUAUUCAUGGGAUGAAAACUCUACAUAUAUUCACGAGCCACCGUAUUUCAAGAAUAUGACCAUGACUCCACCUGGUUCUCAUGCUGUAAAAGAUGCCUAUUGCUUGCUAAACUUCGGUGACAGCAUCACAACAGAUCACAUUUCACCUGCUGGCAGCAUUCAUAAGGACAGCCCUGCGGCUAAGUACCUACUUGAGCGAGGUGUCGACCGUAAGGACUUCAAUUCAUAUGGAAGUCGUCGUGGUAACGAUGAAGUAAUGGCCAGGGGAACCUUUGCAAAUAUUCGCCUUGUUAAUAAGCUCUUGAAUGGAGUAGUAGGACCUAAGACCAUUCAUAUUCCAACAGGAGAUAUACUUUCCGUGUUUGAUGCAGCAAUGAGGUACAAGGCAGAUGGCCAUGAAACGAUAGUUUUGGCUGGAGCUGAGUAUGGUAGCGGUAGCUCCAGAGAUUGGGCUGCUAAAGGUCCGAUGUUGCUGGGUGUAAAAGCUGUGAUAUCUAAAAGCUUUGAGAGAAUUCACAGAAGCAACUUAGUUGGAAUGGGUAUAAUUCCACUUUGCUUCAAGCCGGGUGAUGAUGCUGAUUCAUUAGGCCUUACUGGUUUUGAAAGAUACACAAUUGAUCUUCCAAGCAACAUUAGCAGUAUACGACCCGGGCAAGACGUUACAGUUGUGACAGAUAAUGGGAAGUCAUUCACAUGCAUCCUUCGCUUUGACACUGAGGUGGAAUUGGCCUACUUCAAUCAUGGCGGCAUUCUUCCUUAUGUAAUCAGGAACCUUAUUAAUUCUCCAUGAUGACUAAUGAGCCUGAUAAUUGUUCUAUGUGAGAAUUGUUGAGUAUCUUUAAGCCAAAAACCGUAUGGAGUAUCUUUAAAUUUUACUCUAGAGGAAAUAAGGUUUCUAAUUUUGACGGCCUUGCAAUUAAUGCCAGAUACAAAAAAGUUCUAUGUGAGAAUUGUUGAAUUUGAGCUCAUAUUCAUUUAUGAGUAUUUUUCUAUGCUUAA